GAGAGAGCAGGAGAAAAGGAGGGGAAUUCAUGUGGAGGAGGGGUCUCAUAAAGACUGAGAGAGCUUAACAGAGAUGGUGAGAAAAAGCAAGAGAGAGACUGCGUGAGGGAGGAAGAUGCUGUUGCCAGGGAACAGCAGUGAAGUCGAAACAUCCAUAUUUCCCAGGCGGUAGGAGGAUAGAAACACGUCAAAUCAUGGAUGCAAAACGGACUGAACCCGAGGCGAAGGAAAACAGCUGAUCCGGACUUCCAGAGAAUCAAAGAGAAGGAGGACACGAUUUCUUUCUCUACUGGAAGCGUCAGUCAACAGCAAGAACCAUCCAGCAGCCCACAUGCAGAUGUAAACAGCGAUGAGCCUCUCUCUUUUCGGGCAGGUUUAAGGGGGAGGAAGAAGAAAACACAGCAACUGAAGGCAAAACAGGGAAGCUUUCAAAACGGCGAAGAGGAAGUCUUCCUGGUCGCAUUAUUGAGCUGAAGCCCGUCCUCCCCCGCAGAGGAUGGGUACAGCAGAAGCCACCUUACGCAUGGACAGCAUGGAGGUGAAGGACGAGUGGCAGGAUGAAGACUUCCCCAGGCCACUACCAGAGGAUGGAUAUGUGGAUUCUUCAUCUGGCCUCACUGACAACAGAACUAAUCCCCCCACCUCCCUGAACGUGGCCGAGUCCAUGGCCCAGCGUAAGCGUCGCACCCUGGUCGCCCCCGACAUGAACCUCUCUCUGGAUCAGAGCGAGGGGUCGGUGCUCUCAGAUGAGUUUCUGGAAACGCCCGACGACCUGGACAUUAAUGUAGACGACAUCGAGACUCCCGAUGAGACGGACUCGCUGGAGUUUAUAAACAAUGGCAACGAACUGGAGUGGGAAGACGACACUCCUGUUGCCACCGCCAAGCGUCUUCCAGGUGAAAGUGAAGAGGAGAGGGACUCGUCUGGUCGUCUGUGGCGGACAGUGAUCAUCGGUGACCAGGAGCAGCGGAUUGACAUGCAGGUCAUCAGACCGUAUCUGAGGGUGGUCACACAUGGAGGUUACUAUGGAGAGGGUCUGAACGCCAUCAUUGUGUUUGCAGCAUGCUACCUUCCUGACAGUGGCUGUGAGGACUACACAUACAUCAUGGAGAAUCUCUUCCUGUACGUUGUGAGCAGCCUGGAGCUGCUGGUGGCAGAAGAUUACAUGAUUAUUUACCUGAACGGAGCGACUCCUCGCAGGAAGAUGCCUGGCAUUAGCUGGCUGAAGAAAUGCUACCAGAUGAUUGACAGAAAGCUGAGGAAGAAUCUAAAGUGUCUCAUCAUCGCUCACCCAACGUGGUUCAUCCGGACCGUCCUGGCCAUCUCAAGACCUUUCAUCAGUGUGAAGUUCAUGGAUAAGAUCCGUUACGUUCAGACCCUGGAGGAACUCAGCCAGAUCAUCCCCAUGGAGCAUGUGCAGAUCCCCGAGUGUGUGCUGCAGUAUGAUGACGAGAAGAUAAGAGCACAAAGGGAAAGACUUGAGCAAGAGCAGCAGCAGACCAACUCAACACUGCCUAAAGAAAGGCCAAAGUCGAUGGUAGCAGAUGUUGGUCGUGACAUCUGACAUUCAGAGCUUUAAAUUGAAGAGCCAAUGGGGGACAUUCAUGCAUUAAAACAGGAGCCUAAACCGCCAUCACACGCUCGCUGCACAGGAUUAAAUCUCCUGACUGGAUCCAUUAGCUGCAAGACAAUCAUUUCCCAAAAACAUUAUUUUCGAUGCUUGCUUCUGACUUAAAGUGAAUUCACACCAGCAUUGCGAGAAGACAUUAAAUGAAAAAAAAAAAUCUCCCUGCAUGUCAAGUUGAGCUUUAAGCAUGACUUCAUCUAUAUGAAUCAAAAAUUAAGGACUUGGAUUAACAUUCAAGCAUCUUCUGACAUAAUGUAAUGUACAUACUUGUAUAGAUAUUUUUGAGAAAGUUGUUUGCACUGAUGUUUGGUUUUUGAUAUGAGUGGCAUGAAUAUUGUUUGGUUUAAUUUCACUGGGAAAUUAUGUGCAAUGAUAUUGUUCUUCUUAGAGCUACAGUAGAUGUCACUGAUGCAAACGUGUGUUUUGGUCUUAAAGUUUUCCGGAGUUCGAUCUGCAGGUGGCAUGCUUGUUUAUAUCCUUCCGUGUCAUUAGUUUUCGUCAGUUUUGAAGUCAUUUGCCAUCAUGUUUCAAAAGGUACUUUUACAAGAUGGAAAACAUACAUUGUUAUAAAUGAAAUUAAAUAUAUUUGAAGAGAGUAAAAGUGUUAUUUAUGAAAAUGUGCCAUUUA
Plectropomus leopardus (leopard coralgrouper) is the source of this 2255-nucleotide messenger RNA. It is a transcript of the gene atcayb, whose product is annotated as ATCAY kinesin light chain interacting caytaxin b. Gene Ontology annotation, cellular component: cytoplasm. Lineage: Eukaryota; Metazoa; Chordata; Actinopteri; Perciformes; Serranidae. The record is from RefSeq and is a predicted model, not a curated record. Gene Ontology annotation, biological process: apoptotic process.